CUUAUUUAAUUAAUCUCUCUCUCUCUCUCUAAAAAAAGAAAAAAAGAAUAAAGGAAUUAUUAUUUAAUCGCCAAAGGAUUUUUGAGUUCGGCAAUGGAGGUUUCAUCGUUUCCAACUAGCUGCAAAUCACUCCAGCAGUCUCCUUCAGUAGAGGCGUUGCUCCCGAGAAAGUCAUGGUUUCCCCACUGGAAUCAGGUUCAUUUGUUUCCGACGAAGAAAGCCUUGAGGCCAUUAGUUGGCCGGACUGGAAAUUUAACUUGGAAACAAAAUCAUUCACAGGUUUUGAAAUGUCAAUUGAAGGAAGUUCCCAUUAUAGAGACAGGGUGCAUGGAGGAAAUAUAUGAUAUCCUGGCUAAACGUCUUGUUCCCAAUGCAGCAGCUGAAUCAAAUCCCAAUUUUAAGCAUAUUGUCGGUCUGUGUGGCCCCCCUGGUGCUGGAAAGAGUACUCUUGCAUUUGAGGUAGCUAGCCGUGUCAAUAAGUUAUGGCCCCAAAAGUCUUCUGCCUUUGAUUCUCAAGUCGAGUCCCCAGAAGUUGCUAUUGUGCUUCCCAUGGACGGCUUCCAUCUUUACCGUCAUCAACUGGAUAAAAUGAAGGAUCCAGAGGAAGCUCAUGCGAGAAGAGGAUCUCCUUGGACAUUUGACCCUGAACGACUGCUGAGAUGUCUUAUAAAUCUGAGGAACGAGGGAUCGGUGUAUGUCCCAUCUUUUGACCAUGGUGUGGGUGAUCCUGUUGAAGAUGAUAUAUUUGUGAGCCUUCAGCACAAAGUAGUGAUAGUUGAAGGUAACUAUUUGCUUUUGAACGAGGACGUGUGGAGGGAUAUCUCAUCUACAUUUGAUGAGAAGUGGUUCAUUGAUGUUGACAUUGAGAAAUCAAUGGAACGAGUCUUAAGGAGACAUAUAUCGACAGGAAAGCCGCCCGAUAUUGCUAAAUGGCGGAUAGAUUACAAUGACCGGCCUAAUGCAGAGCUGAUAAUCAAGUCAAAACAAAGAGCGGAUCUGAUAAUCAAGUCAGUCGACUUCUCAAGGUGAAAUGCACAAGAAAUAUAAGUAAUAUAUAUGUAUAUUUUCCUGCUCAAAUCCCUUACUUGUGAAUAAGAAAAAUUCAAUAAUGGCUGAACCUUGCUUCUGCAAGUAAAGCUUAUCGAAACUUUCAUGUUUAAUUUAUUAGGUUUUAUAUUUGCGGUAAGGUUAAUAAAGCUUUUACAUUUCUUUCAGAAAAAAGAUACAUUAAUUGUACUACUUAUCCUCUUGCUCCUCAAUACUCAACUAUUCAGGUAGUCGUAGUUUCUUGGUCAGUGGUCUUUAUUUGGCUGAAUGACAGAGUACGAAUUAGGUUAUUUUCUUGAUUCCA
Molecule: messenger RNA, 1351 nt
Organism: Erythranthe guttata (spotted monkey flower)
Lineage: Eukaryota; Viridiplantae; Streptophyta; Magnoliopsida; Lamiales; Phrymaceae
Product: P-loop containing nucleoside triphosphate hydrolases superfamily protein
Molecular function (GO): ATP binding; kinase activity
Source: RefSeq, a predicted model, not a curated record